Molecule: messenger RNA, 3273 nt
Organism: Gadus chalcogrammus (walleye pollock)
Lineage: Eukaryota; Metazoa; Chordata; Actinopteri; Gadiformes; Gadidae
Gene: hoxb4a
Product: homeobox B4a
Exons: 2
Coding region: 555-1349 (264 amino acids)
Biological process (GO): anterior/posterior pattern specification; regulation of transcription by RNA polymerase II; embryonic skeletal system morphogenesis
Cellular component (GO): nucleus
Molecular function (GO): RNA polymerase II cis-regulatory region sequence-specific DNA binding; DNA-binding transcription factor activity, RNA polymerase II-specific
Source: RefSeq, a predicted model, not a curated record
UCACCUUGUGCACUUUCUUGCAUUUUUUCUUUUGCUUUUUUAAGUUUCAGUCAAAAGAGGGCGGUCAGAGAGUGGCACUGCUUGUUUUACUGUACAGGGAGUGCAAGCAGUUUAAGGAGACGGGGCGGGGGUGUAGCGUGCCACCACAACCAAUGCACAGCCAACGCGCGCGUCUUGCAGAGGGUGUCAACUCGAUUUGUUCCUCUUUGAUAUGAUAUGAUUUGAUCGAAUGCAUAAACCGUGAUGAGUGUGUGCAGAUCAAAAAAGAUCGAAAGUAAACAGGAGUUUGCGGUUUUUUACGACUUCAACAAACAGAGCCAUAUGACGACGCGCGUGCAGGACUUGUUUUGUGCCUAAUCCUAUUUCCUUAUCCGGGGUUCGUCACGCCGACACACCAUUGGUCGGGCAUCGUCACAUGGCUCCUUAACUUUGUUCACUUGACAGAAAGUAGGAGGGUUCAACCGAAAGGCAAUAACCGAAGAGUAAAGGCAUAAGAUAUAAAUUUUGGUUAUAUUUUUUCCGAGCGUGUGCCAUUUCACAAAAGACUGGUAUUAAUGGCCAUGAGCUCCUAUUUGAUCAAUUCCAACUAUGUGGAUCCGAAGUUUCCACCGUGCGAGGAGUACUCACAGAGCGACUAUCUGCCCAGCCACUCUCCGGACUAUUACAGCUCCCAGAGGCAGGAGGCUACCGCGUUUCAGCACGAUCCCCUCUACAACCACCACCACCACCAGCAACACCCACAGCGGCCGGGCUGCGGCUCCGAGCCUGCGCCCUUUACACCAUGCCAGGGAUCUGGGCAGCCCGCCUCGGUGGUCAUGUCCCCGCGGGGUCACGUCUUGCCCCCGGCCGGACUUCAGGCACCAACACCCGUCUCGGAACAGAACCGCCACUGCGACUCGGUGACUCCAAGCCCCCCACCGCCACCGUCCUGCGGACAAACACCGCACAGACAAAGCUCUGGCUCUUCCCCCGCCAGCACCCGCAAGGAUCCGGUGGUCUACCCGUGGAUGAAAAAGGUCCACGUCAACAUCGUGAAUCCAAAUUACACCGGAGGAGAGCCCAAGCGCUCGAGGACGGCGUACACGCGUCAGCAGGUUCUGGAGCUCGAGAAGGAGUUCCACUACAACCGGUACCUGACGCGCAGGCGCAGGGUGGAGAUCGCGCACACCCUCUGUCUCUCGGAACGGCAGAUUAAAAUCUGGUUUCAGAACCGGAGAAUGAAGUGGAAAAAGGACCACAAGUUGCCUAACACAAAGAUCCGAUCAGGGAGUAGCUCAUCAAACAGCCACAGCAAUACAAACUCGCUGGCGUUAGCGAGCUCCCAGAACCGAUCGAGUGGACCACUAUAGCUGAAAUGAUCGCAGUUGUCCUCACUUACAUUUCUUCAGUUCAACCUGAGUGGAACUAUCCUCAUUGCAUAUUAUACAACUCAUGACGCACUUUUGAAGAACAAUAGGCCAACUGGAGGGCCUCCUUGGAUGCGUUUUUGGUAUUAUAGGGUUAAUGACCUUUAGGCUAUGAAGGAUCUGGGGCUUGGAUAUUGAUAGUGAAGAGAAAGCCUUGUCCAAUUAGUAAAACAGAAAUAACAAAGGGGGAUGAAGCAACGCAAAUUCAAAAAUUCAAACGCACUAUUUGUGUGCGUUACGUUUUAUUCGACCAUCUCUCUCUCUCUCUCUCUCUCUCUCUCUCUCUCUCUCUCUCUCUCUCUCUCUCUCUCUCUCUCUCUCUCUCUCUGUCUCUGUCUCUGUCUCUGUCUCUGUCUCUCUCCUCUCUCUCUCUCUCUCAUGCCAAUCGCUCGCUGUUGCAUGAUCCACUCCGUAUUGUCCCAUAAUGUCAGUCUGCUUAUUCUUCUGUAUCCCUUCACUUUCUUGACUGCAAAAGUGACUUACCAGGACACAAUGCAGCAAGCAGACGAUAGUCUUUUUUUUUUUUUUUGGUGAAGAUGGAUCCUCGUUUUCAUCUUUAAUCAUGCCAAACUCGGGCCCCAUUUGUCAUGUUUACUCUGUGGGUACAAAGCAAAGGGUUGAACCGCGGCUCUACCUAUUACCUCCCUCCCACCCCUCCUCAUCCCAUCCAUUCCUCUGUUUUAUAAAUGAAACCUCUAGUCUCUCGUCAAGAAACGUUUUCAUACGCUGCUUUUAACGCUCCCUCUCAAAGCACCCCUCCGUCCGGCACCAUGAUAACCAAAAUAUAACAAAACGAAUUCACUUCCUAUACUUCCUUUAUUCAAAAAUGAAUUGCCCUUUAUACUUUUUAUACAUAAAAUAAUAUUUUCAUUAUAUUUCCUUUAAAAAGUGAAGCAAUGCAACGUGUAUCCCUUCCUGUAUCGAUGGGAAGGAUACAUUCUAUGAGACAACGCGCUUACGUACAGUCCUUUCAUUGCUCAAAUGUGAUCGUUAUAAUUUACAGUGUUAUUUAUGUGCGAGAGCCUGGUUAAAUAGACGGGUGGUUAAAGAGAUUGUAAAAUAGUUUGUCAGACAAACUGUUGGACAGCAGACAGACAGGGUAAACAACGCUAAAUACAUUAUGAAACAUAGGCUACAGGGUUGCAAAGGAUUACGCUGAGAUAAAUCAAUUAUAUCCGAACCAAAAUAUUGGUACGAAUAACCUUAAAGCAUUAUAAAAGCAGCACUAUAAAAUGUACUACAUAUUACCUCAGCUGUACUUAUAUUUUGCCUUUUUUUAUGAAGUGACGAAUAUUGAGCUUUGUUUUCUAUUUAGUGGUGAGUUAUAGACGUGUUUUCAUUAUUGUAAAGUAAUUUAAUAAUAAACAAUUGUUCUGGUCAGGGACAGUCUGAGAGUCAAAGAAAUGCGUAUGUUGCAUGAUUGAAUGAUGUUGAUUUAUCUCUAUCUCUUUUCUUAUUUUUCCCCUUCAACAUCUGAUUAAACCAUCAUCUGCGCGGCACAUGAUGCGCAAAUUGUCUUUAUUUUCUUACUUUUCUACUUUUAUUUUGUACUAUUCUUCUUUCAAUCUGUUGCAUCGAAGGCCUUCAUUUUUAUAUUUUAAUAGUUCUUUAUUUACAUUCCAAAGAUCAGUUAUAUUGCUGAUGAUUAUGGCAGUGUUCUUGAAAAUGUAUUCUCUUUUCACGCAUCCUCUUACUUUUCAACUUAUAUUUGUUCGUUACCACCUUUUCUGAUUAUCCUCCCCAUGUCCUAUUAUUUGUAAAUAGUUCAUAAAAAAAUUAAUAAAUGGCUCCAAACCGGAAUCUAUAGCCUACUCUUCUGUCUUUGCCGCUUCCUUGCACUCUCUGCCAGCAGUUACAUUUUAAUCAU